CUGCCGCACUCCUACCUCCGCCUCCGGCUCCUCCGUUCCCGAUCUGCCGCCGAACUCCCCGCUCCGCCCCGCCGAACUUCCGGUACCGACACCGCCACCGCCGGCGCCGCUCCCACACGCCGUACACAAUGGCUCCGUCAUUUGCACCGUCGACGAACCCUUGCUGCAGGUACAGCUUGCGUUCAAAACGCCCCCCCUCGGGUCACAAGCAGGCCAGUCCAGAUAUCCCACUCCCAGCGAAUCACAAGGGGCGCAAAGCUGUAUGGAAUGAAGCGAGACUUAGGACAUUUGUGGAGCUGCUCAUUAGAGAGAAACAAAAAAACAAUGGCAACUGGGUAGAGAGUCAGAGAAAACUCAUAGAAGGCUGGCCCGAUGUUGUAGAUGCCUUCAAUAAGGCCACAGGAGCAAAUUAAAAGGCCUCGUAGCUCACUAUGACAAAUGGUUGUACCUUAAAAAAGAACAAUGGUCUCGGGAGUGAUGACAAUGGCUGGAUUACAACUUCGGACAAAUUUUGGCAAAAACGUGGAAUGAAGCCUAUUGAUGGGAAGCCCCCCUGUGAGGAGCUACUGCAUAUCUUGUUUGGCAAUACCCCACGAUUCCGUGGGCAUCUUAUGUUUUGUGGUAGGAACAACAUUCCAAGCUCUGCAAAUGUGGGAUCUACAUCCCAGAAGACUUCAUCAAAGAAGCGUGAAUCACCAUUAGAUGGGUUGGACAGCCCUGCAAUUCGGAAGAGUGCUUCUAGUGUUAAAGAAGUUGCGGAUUAUGUCAAAUCCGCCGCCACACGACUAGUUGAUGAAACACUACUUUCGGAGGCAGACCAAGCAGUUGAACUGUUGAAAAAAGAUGGCUUCUCAGUAGAUGAUCAAUGGUACUCCCGGGCCUUGCUUAUAUUCAGCGCGAAAGAAAUACACCAGAGGUACUUUGUGCGUUAUUGUCUAGCCCCUCAGGUCAGGUUCAAUUUUCUCGUGGAGAAAUGGCGGGAGAGAGAGCUAGAAAUGCAGAAGCUCCUCUAGAUCUAUAGAUGUGAACCAGUGUUGUUCGUUGAUGUUGGCUUGCUACGUAUUUCAGUUUCAGGAAUGUAAUUUGCUUUAGCUGAGUUUUGUGGUUUGUUGUUUGGAUGUUGUACUUCGACAAAUACUGUUGUUUGUGUGUGAAUUUUGUAAUCCAAAUAAGUUUGCUUGAGUUACCCUAGUUGUUUGAAUGCCAGA
This is a messenger RNA of Sorghum bicolor (sorghum), 1208 nucleotides long. RefSeq lists its product as uncharacterized. Lineage: Eukaryota; Viridiplantae; Streptophyta; Magnoliopsida; Poales; Poaceae. Bases 432 to 1013 code for a protein of 193 amino acids. The transcript is spliced from 3 exons. The record is from RefSeq and is a predicted model, not a curated record.